Amphimedon queenslandica is the source of this 789-nucleotide messenger RNA. RefSeq names its product tetratricopeptide repeat protein 17-like. Lineage: Eukaryota; Metazoa; Porifera; Demospongiae; Haplosclerida; Niphatidae. Gene Ontology annotation, biological process: actin filament polymerization. Gene Ontology annotation, cellular component: cytoplasm; actin cytoskeleton. Gene Ontology annotation, molecular function: protein binding. The record is from RefSeq and is a predicted model, not a curated record. The transcript has 2 exons. The annotation marks the transcript as partial.
AGUUUAUAUUCUCUUUUAAGUCUCUCAAGUGUAUCCCUAACCUGCGGUGAGCCUGUGGAGUCUACACCUUAUGAUUUCCUGGAAGGUGUGGCUCGUCGUGAUCAGUUCUCAAUACACCCAGAGCCUGAUGUAGCAAUGGUUUUUAAAAAGACGACAGAUGACCAGUCAGUUGAUUUGGUUGAAGUUGAGAAACUGUUGAAGAAACUGUUGAAUGAAAAUUCAAAUGAUCCUCAAGUCUUCAAUCAGGUUGGCAACUUGUGGCGGGUGAAAGGUAACACUCUCCUGGCCAUAGAGUGUUUUCGGAAGGCUCUCUCAGUCUCUCCUAAUGACCCUGAUGCCCUCAUUAAUAUGGCAAGGACACUCUAUAAUCUUAAGUUCAUAGAUGAUACACUUUUCCUAACCAAGCUAUCCUUACAUCACAAAUUCCCCAAGUCAGAAACCUGGCUACAGCACUAUACACUUGGUGAGGCUUACAAAGUCACUAAAAAGUAUGAAACUGCUGCUGCUUACUUUAAGAAAGCUCUAGAACUGAACCCAAGUCUCAGCAGAGCGGAGGCUCAUCUAAGGGACCUUGAGAGACAAAGUAGUCUUACCAACUUCUACACAGUCAUCAUCAUUCUAUUCUUAGUCUCUUUUGUUAUCAUUAUUAUAUCUUAUCUAAUUUAUGUAAGAAAUUGACGUAGAUUAUACUGGUCAUCAUUGGCAUUGCUUUUGGCUUUUAUCAUUAUCAUCAUCAUUAUUCACUGAUUCUGAUUUUUAUUGUUGUUAACUUGUUAUUCAUGGACUUAA